This is a messenger RNA of Saxophila tyrrhenica, 1107 nucleotides long. It is a transcript of the gene RML2, whose product is annotated as mitochondrial 54S ribosomal protein rml2. Gene Ontology annotation, cellular component: ribosome; mitochondrial large ribosomal subunit. The coding region runs from base 1 to 1107 and encodes 368 amino acids. The record is from RefSeq and is a predicted model, not a curated record. NCBI's taxonomy places the organism in Eukaryota, Fungi, Ascomycota, Dothideomycetes, Mycosphaerellales, Extremaceae. Gene Ontology annotation, biological process: mitochondrial translation. Gene Ontology annotation, molecular function: structural constituent of ribosome; transferase activity; RNA binding. The transcript is spliced from 2 exons.
AUGCUACAACCCCGGAUACGGCCCAUCUGCACCCAAUGCCGCCAUCUCCUAUCCUCCGUCCGCAGCUAUGCCACUCCAGCAGAAGACCGCGUGCACGCUUCCACCUCAGUACCAGAGACCACCGCCUUCACUCCCUCAUCAGCGCCCAUGCGCAGAGAUGGCGGCGCUUUACAGAUGAAGACCUACAAGCCUCGAACUCCUGGUGUCCGACAUUUGAGACGACCCAUCAAUGACCAUCUCUGGAAAGGCGGACCACACAAACCAUUGACUUUCCCGAAAAUCGGGCAUGGCAAGGGUGGUCGCAACAACAGUGGCAGGGUCACAGUCCGGCAUCGUGGUGGAGGUGCGAGAAGAAGGAUUCGGACUGUCGACUUUGAGCGCAAGGAGCCAGGCAAGCACCUGGUUGAGCGCAUUGAAUACGACCCCAAUCGAUCAGCGCAUCUAGCACUUGUAGAGCACGUCAAGACGAAGAAGAAGAGCUACAUCAUCGCCGCUGAGGGGAUGCGCGCAGGAGAUGCAGUGGAAAGCUAUCGCUCAGGCAUCCCAAGCGAGUUGAUCAAGAGCAUGGGUGGCGUGGUUGAUCCGGGUAUGCUUGCUGCAAAGACCGCAUUCCGCGGAAACUGUCUACCGGUGCACAUGGUGCCGCUUGGAACGCAGGUGUACUGUGUCGGCUCCAACCCAGCCAAAGGCGCUGUCUUCUGCCGGAGCGCGGGAACAUACGCCACCGUGAUGGCGAAGGAAGAGCACAAAGGCAAGGUCCAGAGUGUUACAGUCCGCAUGCAGAGCGGUGAAGUACGGAAGGUGGCGAAGGAUGCGUGUGCGACGAUUGGAGUGGCGAGCAAUCCGCAUUGGCAGUUCAGACAGCUAGGCAAGGCUGGACGGAGCAGAUGGCUGAACAUCCGGCCGACAGUGAGAGGCCUGGCCAUGAAUGCGAGCGAUCACGCUCAUGGUGGUGGAAGGGGUAAGAGUAAGGGUAAUGUGCAUCCUGUGUCGAUUUGGGGCACGCCGGCCAAAGGUGGUUUCAAGACGAGGAAGAAGCGCAACAUCAACAAGUUCGUCGUCCAGCCUCGAGUACGGAACCAGGGGAAACGGCGGGCGAAGAAGUAA